AUGUGAUAAUUUCAGAUUUAACCCCCCUCCAAUCAUGGCUAGCAAAAGCUCUGACAUAAAAGUUAGUAAGAAAAGAAAAAGGGCUAGCAAUAAUGAUGCUGCAGAUCCUGUUCCAACCAAUAAUAAACUGGCCUUCCAUCAAAUGGGUAUUGAUGACAGAAUUCUCAUGGGCAUUGCUGAAAUGGGUUGGAAAGAACCCACUCUCAUUCAAGAAAGAGCUAUUCCGCUCAUGUUGACCGGCAAGAGCAUCAUGGCGCAGGCUAGGACCGGGUCUGGGAAAACGGCCGCUUUUUUGGUGCCUCUCAUGCACAGGAUGCUCUUCAGUAAGAACACAGCCACUUCUCAGUGCACAAGGAUGCUGGUGUUGGCUCCCAGCAAGGAGCUGUGUCAACAGAUCAGCAACAUGGCUGCCCAAUUAGCCAUAGGCUGUAGUCGUGAGCUGCGGGUGCUUGACCUGUCUCCGCAGCUUCCUGUGGAGCACCAGCGCCCACUCCUGGCAGAGCUUCCUGACAUGGUUGUGGGGCCUCCUCGUCGUGUGUUGGCCCACGUUCAGGCGAAGUCUCUCUCUCUCGACAACAUCGACAGCAUCGUGAUUGACGAGGCCGAUCUCAUGACAGCUUAUCAACACAGUGACUCCCUCAAACAAAUCUGGAGCCAAGUGCCCAGUGUGUGCCAGUUCUUCAUCACGAGCGCCACACUGUCGAGCAGCUUAUUGAACAUCAACAGCUUGCUCUUCGCGGACGAGCAAAACAGACUUCGCAACACAGUCGUCUUGAGGCUCAAAGAGCCUCCUCUGCCUCCUGCGUCUCAUCUUGGACAAUACGUUAUCAAAAUCGAGGAAUUUCAGAAGAUGCUGGUCCUGUUUUAUUUGUUUAAAUUGAAGAAAAUAAUGGGCAAGACUAUUGUUUUUGUGAACUCAAUCAACAAAGGCUACAAGCUUCGUAUGGUGCUGGGUCAGUUCGGCAUCGCGUCUUGCCUGUUGAACAGUGAGCUUCCCUGGGCUUCACGCUGUGAUAUCAUCUCUCAGUUCAACGCCGGUCACUACGACAUCAUCAUAGCUACCGACGACGCUGCUGCACUCGGCAAAAAACCUAAAAAUAAUGUCAAUCUCAAAGGCAUGGAAAGUGACGUCGAGUCUGGUACGUCCCGAGGCCUGGACUUCCAAUCGGCGAGCAACAUCAUCAACUUCGACUUCCCUCCCGACGUGACUUCGUACAUCCACCGCGUGGGGCGCACGGCGCGAGGCACGUGUGAGGGCACGGCCGUGUCGAUGGUGUCCGUGGAUGAGCACAACACUUAUCUCAAGGUAGCCGCGUGUCUCAGCAACAUGAUGAACCCCGUCGCCCGGCACAAGAAAUCAACGAGAACAAACUCUGAUGGCGUCUUCCAGGCCUACGAUCUCGACAUGUCGCUGCUUGAGGAUUUCGAGUACCGCUUACAGGACGUGUGGCACUCGUGCACUGACGGGCUGGUGCGACAGGCGCGUCGUAAGGAGAUCGCCUCUCAGCUCCUCAACUCCAAGAAGCUUCUCGCGUACUUCCAGGACAACCCCGGCGACAUGAAGCUCCUCAGACACGACAAGCGCGACCACGGCCUAAAAACUCAGAGCCACUUACGGAACAUGCCGAGCUACAUGUUAGCGGGCAAGCAGGGGGGCGGGGAUGGGGGCAUCAAGAGACAAGCCGAUCAAGGCAGGCCGACCACCGCGGCCUCUGCCUCCAAAAAACGUCCAUUCAAGAAGAAAAAAAUCAACGACCCAAUAGCUGGAGCCACUGCCACGCAAAAAAGAUUCAUGGCUAAGAAACUAGACCCGCUUCGCAGCAUGGAAUUCAAGGGCUUCUGACAUCGACACGAACUGGAAUAAAUUUUGAUGUAUC
This is a messenger RNA of Hyalella azteca, 1877 nucleotides long. It is a transcript of the gene Hlc, whose product is annotated as probable ATP-dependent RNA helicase DDX56. Bases 35 to 1843 code for a protein of 602 amino acids. The transcript has 10 exons. Gene Ontology annotation, cellular component: nucleolus. The record is from RefSeq and is a predicted model, not a curated record. Gene Ontology annotation, molecular function: ATP binding; nucleic acid binding; RNA helicase activity. Lineage: Eukaryota; Metazoa; Arthropoda; Malacostraca; Amphipoda; Hyalellidae.